AUGAGUUUUGGAUACAGCGCGGGGGACUUUGUGUCUCUUCUAGAGUUGACGAAUCGCGUUCGAAAACGAUUUGUCCGGGCUCCCAUUGAGUUUACAGAAAUUUCUGAAGAUGUCAAAAAGUUAGGAGUCGUUCUCCAAGAUAUCGACGACAUCGAAUCUGAAGAAGGCUUGAACCCCCGGCAGAAAGCCUCAAUAUCCCAGAUCAGCCAAGCAUGUCAUGAAGUCUUUAGGGAGCUAGAAGACAUGCUUGACGAGUACCAGGAGCUGGGUCAUGAUAAAGGCACUCUUGGUAAAAAGACCCGGCGUGUCUGGAAAAGGCUACAGUGGGACCAGUCGAAGAUCAAUGAUUUUAGAAAAAGAAUCGAUUCAUACAUGAUUUUAUUCAGUAAUGUGAUUGCGACACUGAAUGGCAAUGUUAUACUUGCGGUGAAAGAGGGCGUGGACCGACUGUGCCAACAGCAAGCAGACAAACAGAAACAAGUUAUUCUUGAAUGGCUGACAGCAACUGACUACACAGCACGACAAAACGACAAUCUUAGUCAACGAGCAGAGGGUACGGGCCAAUGGGUAUUGAAGAGAGACGAGUUCAAAUCAUGGUUGAGCACCAUGCAACAAACGCUGUUUUGUCUAGGUAUUCCGGGAGCUGGUAAAACGACACUUGCAUCGAUUAUAAUCGACCAUCUGGAGCAGAAAUUUGGCGCCGAGUUUAAUGUCGGGAUUGCGUACAUAUAUUGCAAUUUCCAGUCUGCUUCUGACUCGAGUAUUCAAGAUUUACUCGCGAGUUUGUUGAAGCAACUUAUCCAGAGACGGCCAGAAUUACCAAAAACAGUCCUUGAUAUGUAUAAAAACCAUAGAGAGAGGAACACGCGGCCAAGGACUGAUGACCUAUCCUCAUGCCUACGAUCCAUGGCCGCUGAACUCUCGACGGCUUUCAUUAUAGUAGACGCUCUGGAUGAAUGUGGCGAUUCUGGGCUGUGCAAGGAACUUCUGCAUGAAAUAUUUACCCUUCAAGCAGAAUGCAAUAUAAGCUUCUUGGCCACCUCAAGACACAUUCCGGAGAUUAUGGCAGAAUUUGAUCGGAAGACAUGGUUGGAGAUUCGCGCGCAUACCAAAGAUGUGAAGAGAUAUCUUAGGAGUCAUUUAUCAACUUUCCCAUCGUUUUUAUUGCAGAAUCAAGACCUAAUAAACGAGAUUAUCACUACAAUCACUGAAUCUGUUGAUGGAAUGUUUCUCCUCGCAAAAUUGCAUCUCAAUUCUUUGAGAGGAAAGAGUUCACCAAAGGCCAUACGGACUGCACUGAGAAAACUACAUACUGGAUCAGAUGCGUAUGAUUACGCAUACAAAGAUGCAAUGGAGCGAAUUGAGCAACAGGGAACGGAGAAGAGAGACUUUGCCAAAAAUAUCUUGGCAUGGAUUACCUGUGCGAAGAGACAAUUGAAAAUAAACGAGCUUCUUUACGCCGUUGCUGUGGAGAUUGGUUUGCCUUAUCUUGAUGAAGACAAUCUCUCCGACAUGCAAUAUAUGAUAUCUGUGUGCGCUGGCUUGGUAGCAGUCGACGAGAAAAGUGGCAUUAUCAGAUUGAUCCACUACACCACGCAGGAAUACUUUGAACGAACAUGGAAGAUUUGGUUUCCGGAGGCGCAUCGAAAUAUAGCCAUGGUUUCUCUCACGUACCUCUCCUUUGAACAGUUCGCCACUGGCCCCUGUGAGGAUUGGGAGGAGUAUAGAGACAGGUUAGAAGGAAACCCGGUCUACGAGUAUGCUGCGCGAUAUUGGGGAUACCAUGCAAAGGAAGCUUACUCGGAGGUGAAGGAUCUGGUAGAUAGAUUCUUUCAAUGCGACUCGGCGCUCGCCAGCGCAGCACAGGUCUUGUCCCUUCGUCGAGCUUCCCGAAGCCGUACAUUAACAGCUCAAGAAGGGGUAUCUGGUCUACAUCUUGCUGCGUGGUUUGGAUUAGAAGACAAAGCCGAUGAACUCUUGCAAGAUCCUGGUUAUCAUGAUGCCGCCGACAACAAAGGUCAGACUGCGCUGCAUUGGGCCACGCGGAACGUGCAGGCGCUUACCGUUGAAUUGCUAAUAAGAGGAGGGUUUAACAUCAACGUAGCUGAUAAAAACGGUACGACAGCCCUGCACUAUGCUGCGGGUCAAGGAGAUAGGCAGUUGAUACAGCUUCUAGUAAGGAACGGCGCGCAUUUGGAUGUUGUGGACAACGAUGGGUGGACACCCUUCUUGACAGCGGCGGACAGUGUGAACAUUGCGUCAAUUGAAGAGCUUCUAUGUUACGAUACUGCGAUCCAGGCCGUUAAUUGGAAGAAUCAGAACGCAUUGCAUCUUGCAAUACUUGCCACUAAAGAUGAAAGCGCUCGCUUAGUAGGCAUGCUUUUGUCACAUGGGGUUUGUCCAACUUUAUGCGAUAUCGAAAAUAUGACUCCGCUUCACUACGCAGUUCGAAAUGGAAAUCGAAAAAUCGUGCAAUUAUUUCUUGAGGCUGGUGUUGACAUCAAUUUUGGCAUUGCAAGGAAGCGCUGGAGCGAACCCACUAAAGCUGGACGAUCUUUCCAAGCGUUCGACCAACCUCUUGAGAGGAUAGAAACCAAUAUCCAAGAUGCAGCCGGCCUAACUCCGCUACAUUUUGCAGUUUGUGCCGGCGAUAUUACCAUGACCGAAUACCUCUUGGACAAGGGAGCCAAUCCAAAUGUACGCUGUUCUGAGGGUGACACGCCUCUCCAUAUUGCACUCCGCAGAGGUCUACUAAGCGACCAAUAUGAAGAUGCAUGGACAGACGUUGGCUGGGAAGUUGAAAGUUUCAAACCUGCCAUCUCUGAGUAUGAAGAUGAGCAUGCAGAUGAAGUAUACCAGUUCAUCGAUGAAAUACGUCUGGGAGUUAUCAAGAUGCUUCUUUCAAGGACGGAUAUUGAUGUGAAUAUCCAAAAUGUUCAUUUGGACUCUCCUCUGCAUACCAUGUCUAUUUUCUAUGGGGAGCCCUAUUCGGAAACCAUUGUUGCCCAACUACUUCAGAAGGGAGCCGAUCCUCUUAAACGUAACAAAAAGGGUCAGACCGCGUUGCACUUCGCCUGUAAGGCAGGUAAUUUGGGUGCUGUUACUCGAUUUCUCGAUGCUGGUUGUUCCAUUACCAUUGAAGAUGCAGAGGGACUGACUGCGCUUCACUAUGCCGUGCGUGCCAAUAAAUAUGAAUUGGUUAAAUCGAUCUUGGAUUGCUACAAGAACACUGCACCAAGUCUCUGCCUUGCUACAGACAAGCAAGGUAGGACUCUUUUGCAUCAUCACCUACAAUCUCAUCUAUGCUUCCGCGUAUACAUGAUCACCGUUCUACUAGAUCAUGGUGUAAAUGUGAACGGCAUCGACAUGAACGGAGACUCGCCUCUGAGUAUCUAUCUGCGAUCAUUCAAGCUUGGAGAUCGGACAAACAUCUGUCAUCUUUUAUUACAACAUGGUGCUGAUCCGCUCUGGACGGACAAUCGUGGCCAAACCUUAGCUCAUGUAACAAUGCACAACUGGAUAGUCGAGGUUGAGGUCUUGGAACUCCUGAAAGAAUAUGGUGUAGACCUGAACAUGAAGGAUAAAAGCGCCAAGAGCAUCUUGCAUCACGGAGCAAUACAUGGUUCAAUAAGCGAGGAGCUGAUUUGCGUUUUGCAAAAAUAUAAUAUCGACGGCUUAGAUGAAAGAGACCUGGAGGAUAAGUCUCCACUCAUAUAUGCAGCAGAAGCGGCUAAUAAAGAGCGACACUGGGGCACCUUUAAGUCUGAUAGAUGGAAAGAGACUUGGGAGAAUUUAAAGCAGAUGCAAAGCCACAAGCUGGUGCAAGGCGACAGUAGGGGUCAACUCGGCAAAACUAACUGGAAGCGAGAAUUCACAGGUCCGACUUUUACUGUAAAUAAGCGAAAAUUUAUUACAACAAUUUUGACAUCCGCUCUGGCUUGCUAUGCUUUGCUGAUUGAACAUUUGCUGAGUUUUCUUGACCAAUUCCUACACACUUCCAUGGCAUCACCCUUCCACUGGCCAGGCGGCGUUCCGCCCGAGAUACGCCUGGAUCCCAACGGAGACAUCACGCCUGACGAGGCCAACGAAGACGCUAAAGGUUGGUUAUUGUUUGUUACAGAAAGAUGGGUUCCCCGUGAAGCAGCCAAUAUUCCCGAUCGUGAUGGUGAUUAUGAAGUCCGCCAACGACGGACGCUAGUUGAGACAUGGGCAAAGGCAGACCAAGAAUUGCGGGAUGUAGGCAAGACCAAAAAAUUCCGAAAAAAGAAAGGCCACACGCUGGUUGCAGCCCUGUGUAUUGAUCAUAGCCCUACUGCUAUCUAG
Talaromyces marneffei is the source of this 4323-nucleotide messenger RNA. RefSeq lists its product as uncharacterized. Gene Ontology annotation, molecular function: protein binding; ATP hydrolysis activity. The transcript has 6 exons. The record is from RefSeq and is a predicted model, not a curated record. NCBI's taxonomy places the organism in Eukaryota, Fungi, Ascomycota, Eurotiomycetes, Eurotiales, Trichocomaceae. The coding region runs from base 1 to 4323 and encodes 1440 amino acids.